AUGAUCUCUAUCUCAGACUCGUCCGGAUUACGAUUCGAGGUACCCGCUGCAGACGCAAAGGAUGUACCUGUCGCACGUGGUGACUCGCCAAGUGGAGGAUUCAACCAGGAGGCGACGAAUCGCCUGCUGCUGAGGCGUGAGAGGCACUUUCUGCGGCCGCACGCAUGCGCGCAGCAGCUCGCGUGGUUUUGGAAACCACGAGUUGGAUUGGCAAAUGAAUGGAAUCAGACCAACAAGUAA
Molecule: messenger RNA, 240 nt
Organism: Peronospora matthiolae
Lineage: Eukaryota; Oomycota; Peronosporomycetes; Peronosporales; Peronosporaceae
Source: the annotation of a GenBank genome assembly